AUGGGGGGGGGGUACUGUCACACUUGCUCCCGCUCUUCUUCCCCCUGGCACUCGAGGGCGCCAGGACCCCCAGCAUUAAGCACUCAAGCCACCAUCAAUAUCUCUCUUCCAGCCUCUCUGAGUUUCAGUCCUGACAGAUCUCAAUUCUUUGAAUUUGAGCCUGUCUCUCUGAGCUGUGAGGUUCAGGGGAACUCUACUGGAUGGAGAGUGGUGAGGAACACAACGAGAGGAAUCCUUUCAGAGUGUAAUACUGACUGGGGAAACCAACAUGGGUCUUCAUGCAUCGUGUCACUAAUACCAACACACAGUGGAGUGUACUGGUGUGAGUCUGGGUCUGGAGAACACAGCAAUACUGUCAACAUCACAGUACAUGUUGGUGCUGUGAUCCUGGAGAGCCCUGCCCUUCCUGUGACUGAGGGAGAUUCUGUGACUCUGCGCUGCAGAUAUCAGGGAACUCCCUCUAACCUCACAGCUGUUUUCUACAAAGAUGGAUCCCUCAUCAGGGCUGAGACUACAGGAGAGAUGACCAUCCCUGCAGUGUCCAAGUCAGAUGAAGGACUCUACAAGUGUUCCAACUCGAAAGGAGAAUCACCAGAGAGCUGGAUGACUGUGACAGGGGGCUCUGCUUCAUCCUCCUCAUCCUCCCCUCUCCUUCUCCCUCUGUCUGUGUCUGGGUUGGUGGCUGCUCUCUCCAUCUCUCUGAUCAUUCUACUGGUCCUGUUCUGCAAGAGGAACAAAGAUGUAACAGCUGAACCCAGAGAUGUUACGUAUGCUGACGUCAGAAUCAUACAGGACCCAGAACCCAGGAGAAGGAGAGAGAAGUCACCAGGAGCUGGUCCAGUCUACUCUGCAGUGAAGAUCUCCAACACCACAGGUACUGUAGAACUGUACUGUAAUACUGUAAAACACUAUAACACCACAGUUCCAGGUGGAUCUGGUCCAGGUGAUAUGACCUAUGCUGACAUCAACCACACAGAGAAGAGACAACACAACAGGAGGAGAGAGAACAUUGUUCCAGACCCUGUCUACUCAGCGGUGAAGACAGACAGACAGAGAUACAGGUCAGUAGGGCGUUCCAGACCCUGUCUACUCAGCAGUGAAGACAGACAGACAGAGAUACAGGUAGAGCUGUAUCUGGAUCCAGGGACGUAAUGUACAGAGAGUGACCCUGUUCAUCAGAACGUCAUGGUGGAUGGAAAAAUAUGCUCUCUUCAGCAGCGGUGAAUAACCACAACCCUGUCAGUCCAUCUCUUUACUCUCCUUUCUCUUAUCUUCUCUCAAUCGUUCCCUUUUCACACCAACUCACUUAUCUUUAGACACUGCGGCCUUGACUGCCAUCAACAGCAUCAGCAACAGAGAGGUGUGAAGUUUCCACAACAGAGUUAGAGUUAGUUUAACAUGUACUUCUCUUUAGACGCUGCAGCCUUGACCACCAUCAACAGAGUUAGAGUUAGUUUAUCAUGAGAACAUACAGACACCACUGACUGGAACCAGCUGACAGUAUGAGUAGUAAAGGCUUCAUUACUACUAACAGAAGGAGAGUUGUAGUGUAAUGUCCAUGAUGAAUGAUGUAAAGGCUUCAUUACUACUAACAGAAGGACAGUUGUAGUGUUAUGUCCAUGAUGAAUGAUGUAAAGGCUUCAAUGUGUUUUAUAUAAUAAUUGUUUUUGUCCAAAUUGAUAUUUUUUUAAUGUAAUUGUGUGUGUUUAUCUUCAGCAACGCCA
Molecule: messenger RNA, 1724 nt
Organism: Salvelinus fontinalis (brook trout)
Lineage: Eukaryota; Metazoa; Chordata; Actinopteri; Salmoniformes; Salmonidae
Product: low affinity immunoglobulin gamma Fc region receptor II-like
Exons: 10
Coding region: 1-1152 (383 amino acids)
Biological process (GO): cell surface receptor signaling pathway
Molecular function (GO): transmembrane signaling receptor activity
Source: RefSeq, a predicted model, not a curated record